CUUCGCUGCUCUCAUACCUUUGUUAUUUGCUCACUGCCAAGAUCAGAGAAGAGACAAAGAAGAGAGCGAGCCAGAGACACAAGGCAGAAAAGCAACACUUCUUCUAAACCUUUCAUUUACCCCCCCUCUUUCCACAUUUGGCUUCACUGCAGCGGAGCUGCAAGCGGCAAAGCGUCCAUCUCAUGUGGAUCUAGAUUGGGGUGUCCUGUGUUGGCAUUUGCCCCUGAAAAAGCAGACUGAUCACAACCGGCUAACUUCCGGUGCCAACAAGCAGAAACUACGCCAGCUACGAACGGCCAUAGCGUUUGGUGGCCACCAUGUCGUUUCAUCAUCCCUUCCAAGAAGCACAGUUUGACCUUUUCGACUGGUAUCCCGCAUAUCAGGCCUGUGCCUCUUUUUUCCUCCAGCGUGGCCAGCAUUCAAGUGAAGUUCAAGCUGUUGCUGCCAUCAUCAACAUCCGAUUACCAUUCCAACAAACCCCAACCUCCUCCGCACCAUCUUUUGGUUCCGCUACAUCUGCGCUUGGUCUUCCUGCCCCCAACACAAACAUCUCUCUAGUGCCCUACGUUCGCCGUCUAGUCGCUACCGGAUUCGACACCGCCGCCAUCCUGCAUGGCUUCUUCGGUGAUUCCUGGGAUGCUGGCAUCGGCUCCAUACACCAGAACGAGCGAAGAAACUACCUCUUCGCAGCCAAGAGCGAGACUUGGUUGAGAGUCAAGACCAGCUACGACUUGGAGAAUGGCCAGACGGUGCCCUUCCUCCGCACCCUCCAAGGCGUCACUGAGGAAGAGAUACAGGCGGCCGAGGCGAAUUGGAGCGAGUGGCUCGCCAUGCAAGAUUGGAUGCUGGGACCUCGUGCUCUUUCUGACAACGGUCCUCAUCAUGUUAAUUUGAAUUGACCAGAAGACAAGCUCGGGGGUGUUUUCAGUAUGCAUAACCAGCAUCAGCCCAUGGCAGCUUAAUGGCUAUUAUAGUACGAGACAUACAGAGUUUACUUCUUUGACGUUAUUAAUUGGGAUUGGGAUACGCAUAAUAAAGAAGAGUAGCGACAUUCUGGGCCUAAUAAGACUUUGUUGUUUUACACUGUUCCGCCUCAAUUGGGGCGAUUUCAAUCAUGUUUGGCAAAGCCUAACACCUUGCCCAAAAUAGCAGAGAUGAAUAGUAUAGCUAGCAGUGUCCCCUUUAUUCCAUGUUGCUGGCAUAAUUUGUUUUCCCUUCGCCUUAUCAAAAAUAAUUUUUUUCUUCUUCUCUCUUUGUCUUUCCUUUUUUUUUGGCCUUCCCAUGCCUUGAGAAACUCCAAGUACUAUAUGUACAACACCCUCUCUGGCCUAUUCUUUUAUCACCAACCAAACAAAGAAGUGCUGGAGGCGAACAUUGGAUAUAAGCUAGCCUCCAUAUUAAUCACGGUCCCUUGCCUGAAUUUUCGCCCCUCCAAAGUCAUGAUAAUUCCACGACUGCCAGGGAAAAGUCACUGUCCCCAAUGAAUCCGCACGCAAAAAGUUCACGUUCCUUUUUUUCAUGUGUCAUGGUUGUAUCCCUAAGUGUCGCAUUAAGCCGUUAAUCCUAAGGCACCUUUGUUGCUUUUCUCUUCCGAGUAAAAUCAAAUAAAAACACUCUCGUCCGUUUACCAUUCCCGCAUUAUGCCACCACAAAGUUGAAGUGCGAUGGCAGACAGCACAACAAAUAAGAUAGAGAAAACAAUGGUUGAAGAAAAAUAAAUAAUCAAAAUAACGUAUUAAGCUUUGAGCCAAUUGCUUGACUUGCGUGCGCUGUCCACCUUAAGCCGGCUUUAUGGAUGAAAAUCGACAUGUCAUCGCUUAUCGUCAUAGUAGUAUUAGGAUCGACCAAAUAAUACCUUGGAAGGCAAGGCAGGUAUCAGUUGAGGAAACCUUUGCACGCUGCUGUACCACAUAAGCAGGGAAUACGAUCCAGACUGC
Molecule: messenger RNA, 1937 nt
Organism: Trichoderma atroviride IMI 206040
Lineage: Eukaryota; Fungi; Ascomycota; Sordariomycetes; Hypocreales; Hypocreaceae
Source: RefSeq, a predicted model, not a curated record